AUGGCGGGGAGCAGAAGGAGCAACAAAACAUCAGCGACUUUAGAAAAGAGAAGUAGAGGAACAUGGCAGAGAGGUCUAACUGGAUGUGGAGGCGAGGAGCAAGGAGGAACGAACCUGGGGAUGGGAAGAACAAAAAGAAAUGACAAAAAGCCAAACAAUGUUGAGGAAAGAAAGGAUAAAAAACCAAACCAAGAACCUUUUGGAUUGAAGUUUGGACAAAGCCCUUUAAACAAGCAACCUUUAAUGAAGCAGGACAAGUGCAAUGACAAGUCUAAGGCCCAAGCAGAGAUGAAUCAAAGCCAUUCAGAGGGGUACCAACAUCGAUCAGAAGGAUUUCAACGACAAUCAGAAGAAAAUCGACACUAUUCAGAGAGAUUUCGAGGCCAAGAAAAGAGAUCUCGUGGUCGAGAAGAGAGACCUCAUGGCCAUACAGAAAGAUCUCGUAGCCAAUCAUGGAGAUAUCAUGAUCAAAGAGAGAGGCCUUGUGGCCAAGUAGAGAGAUCUUGUUACUAUACAGAAAGAGCUUAUGGCCAAUCAGAGAGAUCUCAUUACCACUCCGAGAGAUUCCAUGUUCAUGCAAAGAGAUCUCAUGACCAUUCAAUGAGAUCUAAAGUCCUAUCAAAGAUAUCUUAUGGCCGAAUAGGAAGAUUUCAUGGUCAAUCAGAGAGACUUCAUGACCAAUCUGGGAGAUAUCAAAAAUACUCACCAGCAGAAACUGAGCCUGAAUUUGACAGGAUUUUUACAAUGAAAAGAAGGAAUGAAUACUUACAAAAGCAGAUGCAGCAAAGAAGUGAUUCAAGGAACAUGAAUCGAAAUAUAUCACCGGAAAAUGAUCACCUGUCCUAUGAAAAGUUUAAAAGACAUGAAAGACUCAAGAGGCAUGAGAUUAAAAGUUUACCCCUAACAACUACAUAUGCUACAACCAAGUAUUCUCAGCACCAGCCCAAAGGAAUACACCUGGAUUACAACUUCCCAGCAAUUGGUAAUCAGACUAAGCUUUCACUCAAUGAGAGAUUUUCUAAGCUGAUGAAGAAAAACCCAGGAUCAGCCAGUUUUGAAGACUAAAAUGAUUUUUCCUAUUGAAAGUUUGCUGUUAACAGAUAUUGUUGUGAAUUUUAUGCAAGAGCACAUAUAUUUUCUUUCAAUAUUUAACUUUUUAUUGCUUUUGUUAAUGUAUCUUUCCUUAGGUGUAGGCUUUGAUGUGAGUGAUCUGUUAACACUGUUUACUAAAGAAAAAAUGUUUAACUUUGUUUACAUAAAAGAACAGAAAAGUGAACAAUAAUGACGGUGAUUUAGAAUGAGAGAUUCUAGGAAAACAGCUAUGUUUUCAGAAUUACAUAUCUUUUCGACAUUAGAGAAUUUCUUUCUUUGGUUUGAUUUGUUCUUUGAACUCUAGAACACAUAGAUGAAUCCUAAGUAGACUAUAUUGACAAUAGAAUAAGGUAAUUGAUAUCUUCUGUAACUAAAUAG
Odocoileus virginianus texanus is the source of this 1470-nucleotide messenger RNA. Lineage: Eukaryota; Metazoa; Chordata; Mammalia; Artiodactyla; Cervidae. The record is from RefSeq and is a predicted model, not a curated record.